AGGGAGGUGGCAGCACUAUGUGUACUGGUUUGGGACCUCGGCACUUCACACCCUGUCUUGUUCAUGAUCCAGCUGUCGAAUAUGGUGGGCAAAGAUCGAUCUUUCUUGUUGGAUUUGAAUUGUCGAGGCUAGAAGAUCUCAGCUUCCAUGAUUUCACUUCCGGAGCUUCUACCUGCUGGGCAUGCACAGGACAAAACCCUGUUCUCGUAGUAGGACCCGUAGACUCGAGGUCGAGGGUGGAGAAAUGGACUUGGGUGGGUUGAUCGGCGUUGAUGAUGGAUUGGUGACCAGUGCGUCUUCUUUCCACGGUGGUGAUGUGCUCUCUUCUUUCCACGGGAGGCAUGAUUGGAGCUGUCUCAAGAUGGCAAAAACUGAAGCUUCCUCUCUCUUGCCUGAUGGAGAGCAACCGCUCGACUUCUCUGCAUCAAAGCCGGAGUCUUUGCUGCUCACAAGUGAUGGUAGAGUGCCGACUUCCUCUUACACUGGACAUGCAGGCUUGCAUUUUGGUAGAUUGGGUGUCAACUCUCAAGGCAGCUUCACUCCCUCUCAGUUGAUGGAGCUCGAGAACCAGACCCUGAUCUACAAUUACAUUGAUGCAAAUGCCAGAAUACCAAGCAAUCCAUUUAGCCCAAUUGGAUUCUCUGCCUUCUCAACUGGAUCUCUUAGAGCCUCUGCAUGUAGUAAGAGAGCAUGGCGAAUGGAAGAUUGCUGUUCUGAACUUAUGGGAUCAUUCCAUGGGGGAACAUGUGGGAACGCCGAUUCAGAGCCCGGAAGAUGCCGUCGGACCGACGGCAAGAAAUGGCGGUGCACGAGAAACGCAGUUGGUGACCAGAAGUACUGCGAGCGGCAUCUGAAUCGGGGCCGCCAUCGUUCAAGAAAGCCGGUGGAAGGACCCUGCGGUCGAGCCACGCGCCCGACGCCUUUCAUCUCCUCUUCGCAGGCUGGUCUCGGCAGUCGAUCAUGCGACGGCUUGGCAAUGGCUCGGCAGCAGAUGAGCAACCUGCAGCCACAGCUCAAUCGGAUUAAACUAAGCGAAGAGAAGGCAAGCACUCGUUCUAAGGUCUCGGAAGAACUCUGCAAGCUAACCUUGCUCAGCUCAUUCCCAUGUCCAAAACUCUCCUUUCAUGAAGAUUUUGGAUUCGUUUCCACUUGUUCCUCCUCUCUUCCCCCGAGCAGCUCCCGGAUAGACAACAAGAGGAAUGUCCUCCCACCUUUUGAACUGGAUGAGCAACAGCUCCAACCUCGACAAUUCACCUGGUAUGGGAGAGGAGACAUGCAGUUCGACAGCGACGAGCUCUCUGCCCCCAUGCCAAUGAUUUCCGACUUCUUGUCCUGCUCUUCCUCUCCACAUGAAUCGAGUGUCAUUUGGGAAGGCUCUGCCGGUGGGCCGCUUGCAGAGGCUUUGAAGAACACUGGCAAGGCUCCAGAUCAUGCUAAGCAAUCAUCCUUGGAUCUCAGUGUGUGGCCGCACUACAAGUAGCCCAGAGCACAAGACCAGUCACAGCACUUGUUGUUGCUCUUUGACCAAAUGAAUCUACAGGUUGAUUCCCAGUGAGCGGAGAGAGUUCAGAUGGAUCAUCUUGUUUGUUUUCCUGAUUUGUUACCUGUUCUUGCCUUGUUUUUGCUGGCAUUUCUGAUAUGUCUGAGAAUUGCAAUAUAUGUAUGUGUGUGUGUGUGUUCUUGCUAAAUCUGGGAGAUUCAUAGGUAGGUAAGAAACUCAAAUCCUCAUUCAA
This is a messenger RNA of Musa acuminata AAA Group (dessert banana), 1733 nucleotides long. Its product is annotated as growth-regulating factor 7-like. Gene Ontology annotation, biological process: DNA-templated transcription; regulation of DNA-templated transcription; developmental process. The transcript is spliced from 4 exons. Lineage: Eukaryota; Viridiplantae; Streptophyta; Magnoliopsida; Zingiberales; Musaceae. The coding region runs from base 182 to 1480 and encodes 432 amino acids. The record is from RefSeq and is a predicted model, not a curated record. Gene Ontology annotation, molecular function: ATP binding. Gene Ontology annotation, cellular component: nucleus.